AUGGGAGAUGUUGAAGGAGUAGUAUGCGAAACCUGCAUGUUGUGCUUCCAUCGCAUCACGACGGAGACACCAAACUCUUUCAACAUCCCUCAUCAUCAAGAGUACGACGCGUUUGUGAAAAGUGAGGAUAAUGGUUGUUUCACUUGCAAUUGGUUAUGGGCAAAACACACCCCGCCCCAAAGCACUGAUGAGAUUCGUCGAGAUAAUGUUGGAGAGUUCAAGAUAUCCUUCAAAGUAACCGGUAACAAGGAGAUAUGGAGGACGGUGUUCCAUGUGGAAUGCUCCUGGGCUGCCGAUACGGAUCUAGAAGUCUAUAUGUCGAGAAAGAAGGAACGCAUACAGGAUUGGGGUUGCUCGCAUCGCAUGCCGUGGAGUGAUAUUGAGGCUCGCCCUUGGUCUACCUUCGACCCCAAUAUAGGGUCUAGCCAGUCCCUCGGCACAAUACAGAACUGGAUAUCGACCUGCCAAACGAAUCAUAAGUACUGCAAGCCCCCUCAAUCGGAAAGCAAGUUUUUCUUUCCAACGCGAGUUAUCGACGUUGGGAAGGCCGAUCGUGGUAUAAUAUCCUUACGGGGUAGAGAUGAAAUCAUAACCGAAGGUGGCACUACAGAGAAAGAGAUGAAUCAGCAGACAUCGUCACCCGACAAUAGGCCAAUUUACUGGUCCUUAUCGCAUCGUUGGGGUGAUCCGACUAAGAUCCGGCAACUUCUAAAGACCACGGAAAGUGAGCUUCGUAAGGGAAUAUCCUUAGACGACGUAUCACCCACAUUCCGCGACGCCGCUCUCCUUGUUCACCGCUUAGGUCAUAGAUAUAUCUGGAUCGACUCACUAUGUAUCUUCCAAGACUCGGCAAGUGAUUGGCAAAAAGAGGCUGGUACUAUGAAGGAUGUUUAUCGCAAUUCAUUUUGCAACAUAUCAGCGAUAUGUUCCUCGUUUGAUCCUACCAGUACCGGCCUCUUUGGAACAAGGAUGGCCAAGUCAAGGCUCUUGUACCCAUUUGUGGUGAAUUUGACUAAUGGACCAUGGAUUGUCUGGAACGAUUCCAUUUGGUUCGACGAUGUUAAUGGCGCGCCUCUCAGCACGCGGGGUUGGGUCGUACAAGAGCGAUUUCUGUCCCCGCGAAUCGUCCAUUUCACGAAAAAUCAAAUGUACUGGGAAUGUUUAGAAAGCACCCACUGCGAGACCGACCCUACGGGAAGCCUUCUGAUUCUGAGUAGGGAUAAGGGCAAAAAUAAUGUGAUCAGGGAAUACAAAGAUCCGGGCUUACAGCUGGCCAAAUCUCGAGCAAGACUAGCUGGUAUUGAUGUUGGCGGGGUUGACGAAUCGACUGCAAAACACUUCCAUUACCAGCAUUGGUACGAUAUGGCUUCGACAUACGCGUCAUGCGGUCUUACCAAGGAGUCUGAUAGGCUUAUUGCUAUGUCUGGUAUCGCCAAAACGUUCCAGGAAGUUAGUGGUGAUAAAUACUUAGCCGGCCUCUGGGAACGCAAAAUUGAUACCGAGCUCACUUGGAUAACUAAAGCCGGAGAGGGAGCCCAAGUUCGACGAAGCGAGUCUUACGCUCCAUCGUGGAGUUGGGUUUCUGUCACGGGAGGUGGCGUGGAAAUCAAAAUCCCCGGUGAAGUUGCCAUUAAUACGAAACCCUUGUUCAAGCUUGUCGACAUGCGAAUUGUGACGGAACCUCCCGGUGGGGAUACUACUGGUCUGCUUCGUUCAGCAGAGCUUCACAUCGAGGGCGCGGUAUAUCCUUUUAACUGGGAGGGUCAGUCUAAGAAACUCCGGUUGUCUAUUAUCGGCGAGGAUAAGACGCGAUUCUACUAUCCACUGGAUGAUAAAAAUAAUAACUUGAUCCUUGACACAUCGGAUCUAGUUAAAAAAUUUGCGGAGGGUGAUGACGUCGAAGGCGUGUGCGUUCCGAUAUCAACAUGUUUCUUCCUCGGCAUCCUCUUCGCAAUGUUCCCCUACGACUUCCCCCUCCUAUGGACCAAAGACCCUAUCUCAUCCACGUACCUCGACCAACUCGAAAUCCAUCUCAAAUUCCUCCACCAGUCCCCACCACUCAUCGCGCGCGUUCUAAGCAUCAUGGUCGGCAUCGGGUUUCUAGGCUUCUUCAUCAAACUCUUCCGCGCCUCCGAGUCUAACAUGCUAUUCGACGGCGCCUCCCUCGUCCUGUAUUUAAUCGGCGUCGGCGUGUAUAUCGCGAACAUAGUUAAGGGCUUGCGACUUGUUAGCGCUGGCGCUUGGAAUACGGAGACUGGAGGCGCGCCGUUUGAUCCUGUGGCCGUGGGUGUGGGUAGGCCUGGGGUUGGGGGCGGGGAUCCGUUGACUGGUGGGGAGAUUAUACUUGGUCGUGAGGAUAGCUUGAAGGUUAUGGCUGCUAGUAACACGAUUCUUGCGCUUGUCCUUGUGGGUGUGCUGGUCCUACAGGCUGGUCAGUGGUAUGCUGAGCGCAAGGAUAAUGAAGAGUAUGAGAAGCUUGAGAUGGAGAAGGAGAAGUCGGGUCCUAGACCAUCCAGCCCGACAGCUGAGAAGACGAAGAAGAAGCAGUGA
This is a messenger RNA of Hypoxylon trugodes, 2550 nucleotides long. Its product is annotated as ER membrane protein SH3-domain-containing protein. NCBI's taxonomy places the organism in Eukaryota, Fungi, Ascomycota, Sordariomycetes, Xylariales, Hypoxylaceae. Bases 1 to 2550 code for a protein of 849 amino acids. The transcript is spliced from 3 exons. The record is from RefSeq and is a predicted model, not a curated record.